CUCUGACUGAUAACAAGGGUGUCCGGGCCACUUGCUGCUUUUGCUUUUGCUUCUUCGUCCCUUCUUUUCUCCAUCUUUUCCUUCUUUUUUUCCUUCUCCUUUCCCUUUUUCUUUUCCGGGUUUUUGUGUGUAUUAUAUUAUCUGCGACCCCAAAAAACAAAAGAGAAAAAGGAAAAGCUGUAAAGAGCCACCUCCCCCCACAAACCCAAGAACGUCCUAACCAAAGCUUCUUCACAUUGGAAAGGAAAGAAACAAAGAGAGUAAGAGAGAGAGAGAGAGAGAGAGAUUUGAGCUCAUUCUUCACCCCUUCUGUGGAUUUCCAUCUCUGAACGGUUUGGUGGAGAAUGGUUCUAUAGUAUCAACAACUGAAGAAGAAGAAGAAGUAGUAGAGGAACAAGAACAAGAACAACACCACCACCACCACCACAAAUGGCUUUCAGUCUCAAGCUCUUCCUUUUCCUGUUCUGCAUUAUGCCUUGUCUCGUCCCCAGCAUUUCUUAUGAGCCGAGAAACCAUGAAGUUGAAGCUCUGAUUGGAAUAAGAAGGGAGCUGAAUGAUCCUCAUGGAGUUUUGAACAAUUGGGAUGAAGACUCUGUGGACCCUUGCAGUUGGGCUAUGAUCACUUGCUCAAACGACAACCUUGUCAUUGGCCUGGGAGCACCAAGCCAGUCUCUAUCAGGAACUUUGUCUGCUACUAUCAGAAACCUCACUAACCUUAGACAAGUGCUACUGCAGAACAACAAUAUCUCAGGAAACAUACCUCCAGAGCUUGGUUCUCUACCAAGGUUGCAGACUUUGGAUCUAUCUAACAACCAUUUCUUCGGUCUGAUACCCGAGUCUCUGGGUGAGCUGAGUACACUCCAAUAUUUAAGGCUAAACAACAAUAGCUUGUCUGGAGCUUUUCCUGUGUCCUUGGCCAAAAUCCCUCAGCUUGCUUUCUUGGACUUGUCAUAUAACAAUCUGAGCGGACCUGUACCUAAGUUCCCGGCUAGAACUUUCAACAUUAUCGGAAAUCCGCUAAUUUGUGGUAGAGACUCCACCGAAGGCUGCUCUGGUUCAGCUUUCCCUGUCCCGCUUUCCUUCGCCUUGAAAUCAUCUCCCGAUAAACCAAAGUCCCAGAAAUUGGCAAUUGCUCUUGGCGUCAGCCUUAGCUUUGCAACUCUUAUGCUCUUAGUGAUUGGUUUCCUUUUGCACAGAAAGAAGAAGAAAACCCAUCUCAUCCCUAACAUUAAUGAGAAGCAAGAGGAGGGUCUAAUUAACCUGGGUAACCUCAGAGCUUUCACUUUCAAAGAGCUUCAAUCAGCCACAGACAAUUUCAGCUCUAAGCACAUUCUUGGAGCUGGAGGUUUUGGGAACGUGUACAAGGGGAAGCUCGGGGAUGGAAUGAUGGUGGCGGUAAAACGGCUGAAGGAUGUUGUGGGUACCACUGGUGAGUCCCAGUUCCGGACGGAACUGGAAAUGAUCAGCUUGGCAGUUCACCGGAAUUUGCUGCGACUAAUUGGAUACUGUGCAACUUCAACCGAGAGGCUUCUCGUGUAUCCCUAUAUGUCUAAUGGGAGUGUUGCUUCUCGGCUUAAAGGAAAACCUGCUCUAGAUUGGAACACGAGAAAGAGGAUAGCCAUUGGAGCUGCCCGUGGCCUUCUAUACCUUCAUGAGCAAUGUGAUCCAAAGAUAAUACACAGGGAUGUAAAAGCCGCUAAUGUGCUGUUAGAUGACGAUUGCGAGGCUAUUGUUGGUGACUUUGGUUUAGCAAAGCUUUUGGACCAUUCUGACUCACACGUCACCACUGCUGUCCGUGGCACAGUCGGGCAUAUUGCGCCUGAGUACCUCUCCACAGGCCAGUCAUCUGAGAAAACUGAUGUGUUUGGGUUUGGAAUUCUCUUGUUGGAACUUAUAACUGGAAUGCGGGCCCUUGAGUUUGGAAAAUCGGUCAAUCAGAAAGGGGCAAUGCUUGAAUGGGCGAAGCAAAUACAGCAAGAGAAGAAGCUCGAAGUGUUGGUGGACCGAGAGCUUGGCAGCAACUACGACCGCAUCGAGGUCGGGGAGAUGCUCCAAGUGGCGCUCCUAUGCACUCAAUACUUGCCGGCCCACCGCCCAAAAAUGUCUGAGGUGGUCAGAAUGCUCGAGGGCGAUGGCCUUGCCGAGAAAUGGGCGGCAGCACACAAGCACAUCGACCCCGCGUUGAACUUCUCCCUCAUCAACAAUGCAAACAAGAGCCUCCUGAAGCGUCGUCAUGAUAAUGGCCGCCAUCAUGAUGGGUCGAGCACGGUGGUGGGCGAGGGUGAUGAUGACGACGAUGACCACUCCUUGGAUACCUAUGCCAUGGAACUUUCGGGUCCGAGAUAAGCGAGUGGGGGGGCCAAGGAAAAAAGAAGGCUAAAGUAAUUUAAAAAAGGAAAAAAAAAAAAAGAAGAAGGAAAAGGCUAGGAAAUAUAGGGAAAAGGAGGAAAAAGAUGAUGAAAGCUUAGGUUAAAUUCUUUGUUGUUUUUCGAGAAACUAAUCAAGGACUAGGUGGGCGUGGCUUAGGACAUCUGGUUUUUCUCCACAAUUCAAUGAUGUACAUAAGAAAGGUUGCUACUUUUUACCUUCCUCUCCCUUUGGGAAAUUUCUGAUCUGCUUAGGUCUCUUUCUUCUUGUUUCAUCC
Messenger RNA from Punica granatum (pomegranate), 2644 nucleotides. The record is from RefSeq and is a predicted model, not a curated record. Lineage: Eukaryota; Viridiplantae; Streptophyta; Magnoliopsida; Myrtales; Lythraceae.